AUGGCCAUGUCUUGGCGUCUGCGCUCGCCCCUCGGCUCUUUCCUCCUACUGCUUUUCUCCUGUUUGUUUGCGUGUAAACCCUGCCACAGUCGGCGCCUCAUCUGCUGGCAGGCCAUCAUGAACUGUCAGGCCGAAGCCGAGUGCAACUACGCGUACGAGCACUACAGCCGCGCCUGUGGACCCGUGCUCACCGGGGAGCGCAGAAAGUGCCCGAGUCACUGCAUCUCGUCCCUGGUGCAGCUGAACCUCACCAAGAGCGGGCCUGCGCUGGAGGACUGCAGCUGCGCCCGGGACGCCGUGUGCCUGAACACGAAGCGGGCCAUCGAGCCGUGCCUGCCCCGGACCACCAGCACGGGAUGCACCGAGGCCCGGCGUCAGUGCGAGAGGGACCAGCAGUGCAGCUCCACCAUGCACGACUACCUCAAGCACUGCGGGAAGCUCUUCAGCGGGGCCGUGUGCACCAACGCCUGCAGGAACGUGAUCGCCAACAUGCGGCGGAUCCCCAAAGGGCAGCAGCUGGACACGUGUCUCUGCGACGGGACGGAGAGGGCCAUCUGCGAGUUCGUCAAAGCUAGCAUGAAGACCCUGUGUUUCGAGUCUCCCCCCGAGCGGGAGGAGAGCAGCGGGUGGGUGAGGAGGAUGGACGUGGACUCUGAGGACGAUGACGACGAGCCCGAUCUUCUGGACUAUUACCAUGAGCCGGAGAGCGGAGGCCUGGCCCUGAGCGGAACCCUGACUCUGCUGCUAGCUUCCACGCGGGUUGACACCUCUGGAGGCCGGAGCGGCAGCAGAGCAUGUGGGAACGGUCUGUGCGACGGCCAGGGAGAAAACGGGAAAAUAACAGAUGAUAAGAACUGA
Knipowitschia caucasica is the source of this 858-nucleotide messenger RNA. The record is from the annotation of a GenBank genome assembly. NCBI's taxonomy places the organism in Eukaryota, Metazoa, Chordata, Actinopteri, Gobiiformes, Gobiidae.